AUGGACUUUCCUUACCAAGGGCCAGUCGAGAUCCUUAACGACUAUGACUAUGGCAGCAGGCUUUCUCAAUCUCAUCAGCAAAAAGUUUUAGGCAUCCUCAACCAAGAACGUGCAGCAAGAAGAGAACAAAUUUCUAAAGGCCAAAAUUUUUACAUCGACCAUAAUCAGUUUAAUGGAGGCUUUAUGAAUCGCCAGUCAACACCUAGAGGGAACUACCCUCAAAAUUUCUCAUAUGAAGAAGAACGUCCUCAGCCUUUCCAUAACUCUCAAAGUGUGAAAGCUUCCCUCGCGAAAGUUAGGAAUGAGCUUCAGGUUUCAAUUAAUAAAGGAAAAGAAAUUACUAACAAGCAUAUGGAAGAAACCAUUUCAGUGAUCCCAAGCAAAUUCAAGCCUAGAGAAGCCCAAGAACUGAAUAGGCCUGAUUUUAUGCAUAAUCAGUUAAAAGAGCCUGAUUUCGAACAGCUUUCAAAUAUUUAUGAACAAUAUGUAAAAUCACCAAGGAACUGUGAAAAAUAUGAGCCAAAUAAGCGGCAAAAAUCAAGGCAGUAUCACAGCGUGUCUCGAUCUUCAAGUGCCCCUCCUACAAAGAGAAAAUCUAUUGAGCAGAUGAUUCAAGAAAAAGAAGAAAAAUUCAGAGAGGAGUGCACUUUUCGGCCAAAAAUAAAUAAGCUGCCAAAAGGGAAAGGUCUUGAUUAUCAUGAGACUGAAAAGAACAUGAGCUGGGAAGCAAAAUUAAACAAUUUAGCCAGGCCUAAAACUGAUAUUAUAGAAAUGAGAGAAAGAAUGAAGAGAGAAAAAGAAGAACAAGAAAGCUCUAUUUGUACUUUUAAGCCGAAUAUAACGACUACUACUAGAAGUGUCAAUAGAAGUGUAGAAUUAACUGUAGAAGAGCGGCUUUAUCAAGAUGCGGAGUCGAAAUUCCAAGAACGAGAAAGACUGAAAAGGGAAAAAGAAGAUAUUGAAGCUGCAAAUUAUCCGUACCAGCCACAAGUCCAGGCUUCAGUUUCUAAGCUUGUAGGGACGAAAAAGCUAAAACCGCCACUUUACCAGAGACUAGAUGAAGUCCAGAAAGAAAGAAAUGAUACACUUCAUAGGAUUAAGCAGGAAUCUGAAGAAAAUGACCCUGAUUUGACUUUUAAACCUAGAAUUAAUGCGUAUUCAGCGCAGCUUGCGAGCUACAGGAAAGUGAAAAAUGAUGAAGAAAACAUGUCGAUCACUGAAAAACUAUCAAAAGAUGCAUCUGACAAGCUAGAAAGAAAGCAAAGACUCGCUGAAGCAUAUAGCCAAGAAGACGUUGACAGAUACACUUUUAGUCCACAGAUCUCUAUUAGCCACGAACUCGCUUCAGGCGCUGCAAAUUUCCCAGGAUCUGACCAAGACUUCUUAGAAAGGCAAAAACUAAUGCAGGAAAGAGUAAAACAAAAGCGUGAAGAACUCUUGACUAAACUUACUCAAGGCCAAUAUACUUUUAAGCCACAAAUUGAUAAAACUUCCCAUUAUAUAACAGCUUCAAACCGAGAAAGAAGCCAAGAAAAACUCACUGAUAAAUUCGAAAGGUGGAGUGUAAAAGACUCCGAAAAGCGUGCGAAUAAAGAAAAAGAGCUGCAAAAUGAGCAAUAUUCUAAAUAUACAUUUGAGCCUCAAAUCAAUAAAUUGUCAAAACAGCUCGGAAGGACUGCAAGUUUAAAUGAGCUCGCUUAUAAUGAGGAAUCCAAAAAGAAUUUGAAAGGGAAAGCUCAAGCCCAAGCUGCUGAAAUGGAAAAAGUUUGUAGCUUUACUCCAAAAACAGCUUCCUCUAAAAAGUUUUCUCAUAUCGGGUCGUCUUAUAGCCAAAAAGAAGAUAUCGUAAAAAUAAUUGAAGAGCAAAACCGCAUCAAGCAGCAAAAAGCAGAAAAUCUUAAAAAAAUUGUGGAGUAUGAAGAAAUGAGACCAUGCACCUUUAAACCUACACCAAAUAUAGGCAGGAUUUCAAUAGACACUCCUGUAGAAGUGAAAGGGAUGGACAGAUUUAUGGAAUUGAAAGAAAUUCAAAAGAGAAUAGAAAAUGAAAAAAAGGAAAGGGAAGAAAAAGUUUUUAUGAAAAACCCACAGAGGAGUAUUGAUGCGCCAUACACAGUCCCACAGCCUUUUAAUCUUCAUCCAAGUAACAAGAGAGAAAAAGUGGAAAAAAUUAGAGAAGAAAUAAAAGAGAGAGAACAAAGCAUUUAUACAUUUAGACCACAAACUAUUGAAUCGUAAGUUUUAUUUAGAAAAAACCGACAAUUUGUUUCCAAGAUGCUUGAAAAGCAGUUUUCAACAUUUGAUUAUGACUAA
Blepharisma stoltei is the source of this 2313-nucleotide messenger RNA. NCBI's taxonomy places the organism in Eukaryota, Ciliophora, Heterotrichea, Heterotrichida, Blepharismidae. The record is from the annotation of a GenBank genome assembly.